AUGGGUUUUAUGGCACGAAAGACUGCUGCCCUCAACGACUGGGUUGCUCGCUCAAUCCCUAACGCGAGAAAAAAUGCUCGAUUCACCACCGAGAUCUUGGCUGGGCUGAUAACCUUCCUUACAAUGGCCUACAUCAUUGAUGUUAAUGCCUCCAUUCUCGCAGACUCUGGAGUAACAUGUGUGUGUAACGAUCCAGUCGAUCCGAAAUGCAACGUCAACGAUCAAUAUGCCAUUUGUAUACUCGAGGCCGAACGAGACCUCAUCACCGCCACCUCUGCCAUCUCAGCACUUGCUUCUUUCCUUAUGGGCAUCACGGCUAACCUUCCGGUUGGAAUGGCGCCAGCCAUGGGUCUCAAUGCUUAUCUCGCAUACCAAGUCGUCGGUUUCCACGGAACUGGUCCCAUUACUUAUCGUGUAGCCAUGACAUCCGUCUUUGUUGAAGGCAUCAUCUUCACCGGUCUCUCCUUGCUCGGAAUUCGCCAGUGGCUCAACCGCAUCAUUCCCGCGUCCAUCAAGAUGGCAUGUGGUGGUGGUAUCGGCCUUUUCCUUGCUCUGCUCGGUCUUUCAUAUACUCAAGGAGUUGGCGCUGUCACAGGAGGAGAUUUCUUGCCCCUUGAGCUGGCCGGCUGUCCUGAAAAUCGGUUGGAUCCAGUCACAGGCUUAUGUACCUCGGAUAGGGCGAGCAGUCCUACCAUGUGGCUCGGCUUUCUUGCUGGCGGCGUGCUCACUGCUAUCUUGAUAACACACAGAGUUCGAGGCGCCAUGAUUAUCGGCAUCUUGGUGGUAUCCAUCACCUCUUGGCCCCGCGAUACAUCGCUCACCUACUUUCCCCGAACAGCUGAAGGAAAUAGCCGCUUUGAUUACUUCAAGAACGUAGUCGAGGUUCCUUCCAUCCGAAAAACCUUGGUUAUCCAGGACUGGAACUUGUCGAAUGAGGGUUGGCAUUUUGCCCUGGCCGUCUUCACUAUGCUUUACGUCGAUAUUCUCAAUGCGACUGGUAGUUUAUACUCUAUGGCUCGUUUCGCCGGCAUCGUGGACCCCGACACGGGUGAUUUUCCGCGCAGCGCCCUUGCGUACACUACUGAUUCCGUCUGCAUUGUGCUUGGCUCUCUCGUUGGAGUAUCUCCCGUCACUGUAUUUGUCGAGUCUGGCACUGGUAUUGCAGAAGGUGGCCGCACAGGCCUGGCAGCGUGUAUGACGGCAUUUUGCUUCGUCAUCUCUCUAUUCUUUGGCCCAAUUUUUGCUUCAAUCCCCCCGUGGGCCACUGGUGGCACUUUGAUCAUCGUCGGAUGCAUGAUGAUGCGCGGUGUGACGAACAUCAACUGGAAAUACCCUGGUGACUGCAUUCCUGCCUUUGUAACACUCAUUUUCAUGCCUUUCUCGUUCUCACUUGCCUACGGUCUCGUCGCGGGCAUCAUCACCUAUGCUGGCAUCAACUCUGCCACCUGGUUUCUUGGAGCAAUUUCCGGCGGACGUUUCCUUCCUCCCGACUAUGACGAUAAGGAGUAUUGGAGUUUGGCUACGGAUUAUCACUCUCAACCUUGGGUUGUGCGCGCAAUCAAGGGAGACCGACAUUUCUGGAAAGCUGAAGAGCAUGACUCGUUUGAACUGUCCUCUACCGAAGUGCGCUUCGAGACGACCGUAACAGGCGGCAGUAAAGUUUAA
Messenger RNA from Bipolaris sorokiniana ND90Pr, 1665 nucleotides. RefSeq lists its product as uncharacterized. Lineage: Eukaryota; Fungi; Ascomycota; Dothideomycetes; Pleosporales; Pleosporaceae. The record is from RefSeq and is a predicted model, not a curated record. Gene Ontology annotation, molecular function: purine nucleobase transmembrane transporter activity. The transcript has 7 exons. Gene Ontology annotation, cellular component: plasma membrane. Gene Ontology annotation, biological process: transmembrane transport. The coding region runs from base 1 to 1665 and encodes 554 amino acids.